Molecule: messenger RNA, 3613 nt
Organism: Scomber japonicus (chub mackerel)
Lineage: Eukaryota; Metazoa; Chordata; Actinopteri; Scombriformes; Scombridae
Product: oocyte zinc finger protein XlCOF7.1-like
Exons: 7
Coding region: 89-3613 (1174 amino acids)
Biological process (GO): regulation of transcription by RNA polymerase II
Molecular function (GO): RNA polymerase II cis-regulatory region sequence-specific DNA binding; DNA-binding transcription factor activity
Source: RefSeq, a predicted model, not a curated record
UGUUGCAGUGAGAGCAGAGUUUGGUGAACACACCUUCUAAUAAGAGCAGAAAAGCGUCAGUAUUAGUUUAGUGUGAGCUGUGUGGAACAUGUGCAGCCUUCAGAGUGUGAAGCUUUUCGUCCAGCAGCGGCUAACUGCGGCUGUGGAGGAGAUAUUUGGACAUUUAGAGAAAACAAUAACCGAGUAUGAAGAGGAGAUCCACCGCAGACACCGCAGGCUGCUGGACGAGCUUUUAAAAGCUGAAACUAAGCAGCGAAAAGCAGUUUUACCUUUAGAUGUGCGAAAAGUGAUUGUUGGUGAGGAAGAGAAGCAGGUGAAGAGUUCCACUGUGGACCAGGAGGACCCAGAUCCUCCACACGUUAAAGAGGAACAUGAGGAACAGGAGGAAGUCUGGACCAGUCAGGAGGGAGAGCAGCUUCAAGAACUGGAGGAAGCUGAUAUCACCAAGUUCACAUUGACACCUGUUCCUGUGACGAGUGAAGAUGAUGAAGAGAAACCUCAGUCCUCACAUCUUCAUCAAAGACAAACUGAAAAUAUGAAAACAGAAGCUGAUGGAGAGGACUGUGGAGGGUCAGAACCAGACAAGAAUGUAAAACCAGAUACACAUUUACAACCUAAUGCUGAAGACAAGACUUCAAACUCUUCUGUGACUGACACUGAUGACAGUGAUGAAUGGAAGGAGAGCAGUGAAGCUCAGUCAGAUUUAAAGUCUCCUGACAGUUGUAAUGCUAGCAAGAAAUUAUUUAGCUGCUCCGAAUGUGACAAAACAUUUAGUCAAAAGGGACACCUGGUCAUACAUCGGAGAAUUCAUACAGGGGAGAAACCUUUUAGUUGCUCAGUGUGUGGUAAGAGAUUUGUAUGUGAGGGAUCUCUCAAGAGACAUAUGAGAAUUCACACAGGAGACAACCCGUUUAGUUGUUCAAUUUGUGGUAAAAGACUAGUAUGUAAAGGAUCUCUUAGGAGACAUAUGAUAAUUCACACUGGAGAGAAACCUUUCAGCUGUUCACUUUGUGGUAAAUCUUUUACUCAGUCAGGUCUGGAGUACCACCUGAAGACUCACACAGGAGAGAAACCUUUUAGUUGCUCAAUUUGUGGUAAAAAAUUUGUAUGCAAGGGGUCACUUAGGAGACAUAAGAGAAUUCACACAGGAGAAAAACCCUUUAGUUGUUCAAUUUGUGCUAAAAGAUUCAAUCGGAAGGUGACUUUGCAGCUACACAUGAGAAUCCACACAGGAGAGAAGACAUUUAGCUGCUCUGAAUGUGGUAAACAAUUUGGCUUCAAAAGAUACCUACAGGGACAUAUGAGAAUCCACACAGGAGAGAAACCAUUUAGCUGCUCCUUUUGUUGUUUCAAAUUUAAUAAAAAGGGAAAUCUGCAGAGACACAUGAGAAUCCAUUCAAGAGAAACUACUGAAGUUAGCUUUGUGUUCAAAAUGUCUAAAGUCCAAAUGCUGAGAGCGUCGGUGAAUCAGAGACUAACUGCGGCUGCUGAAGAGAUAUUUGUGCUGUUUGAAAGAACGAUAGCAGAGUACGAGGAGGAACUUUCUCGAUCUAAAGAGGAGAACAAGCGACAACGCAAACUACUGGACGCUGUUUUCAAGCCUCAACUUCAACUACACAGAGCAGUGUUUCCUGCAGAUGUUCAGCAGCUGUUGGAGACUAAAGAAGAGGUUUCACCUGAACAGCAGGAGAGGAGCUCCAGUCUGGACCAGGAGGAACCAGAUCCUCCACACAUUAAAGAGGAACAGGAGGAAGUCUGGACCAGUCAGGAGGGAGAGCAGCUUCAAGGACUGGAGGAGGCUGAUAUCACCAAGUUCAUAUUCACUUCUGUCCCGCCUGAAGAUGAUGAAGAGAAACCUCAGUCUUCACAGCUUCAUCAAACACUAACUGAAGAGAACAAAGACUUGGUGGUAUGUGAGAAAACCAGUAACUCAGACCCAGACAGACAUUUACUAGCAGAGACUGAUCACAGGAGUUCUGACUAUUUUGAGGCUGAAGUCAGAGAUGAUCUGUGGACAGAGAUCAGUGAACCUCAGCCAAGUUUAAACUAUAUGAGCAAUAUUGAAGCCCUUAUCAGUGAUAUGAAAUGUAAUACUAUCAAGAAGCGACACAAGUGCUUUGAGUGUGUAAAGGCUUUGUACGAAAGGAAGGUCUGGCUCAGCAUGUACGGCUCCACACAGGAGAGAAACCAUUCAGCUGCAGUGUUUGUAAUAAAAGGUUCACCUGGCCAGCUCAGGUCAGACAACACCACUGUACAGGAGAGUCUUCACAGUGUCACACGGUGGAGCCUCCAGCCUCCAGCUCAGCUCUGCACAUGGAGACAGAAGCUGAUGGAGAGUGUUGGACUGUUGAGGAUCAGAACCAGAGCAGAGGAGCCGCGCUACUCCGAACAUUACGGUAACCACGCUGAACAUUACGGUAACCACACUGAACAUUACGGUAACCACGCUGAACAUUACGGUAACCACGCUGAACAUUACGGUAACCACGCUGAACAUUACGGUAACCACGCUGAACAUUACGGUAACCACGCUGAACAUUACGUGUUUCCUGCAGAUGUUCAGCAGCUGUUGGAGACUAAAGAAGAGGUUUCCCCUCAGCAGCAGGAGAGGAGCUCCAGUCUGGACCAGCAGGACCCAGAUCCUCCACAUAUUAAAGAGGAACAGGAGGAAGUCUGGACCAGUCAGGAGGGAGAUCAGCUUCAAGGACUGGAGGAGGCUGAUACCACCAAGUUUACAUUCACUCCUGUUCCUGUGAAGAGUGAAGAUGAUGAAGAGAAACCUCAGUCCUCACAUCUUCAUCAAACACUAACUGAACAGAUGGAAACAGAAGCUGAUGGAGAGGACUGUGGAGGAUCAGAACCAGACAGGAACUCACAUCCAGAUACACAUUUACUACCUGAUCCUGAUGACAAGACUCCAGACUCUUCUGAGACUGAUAUCAGUGAUGAUGACUGGACCGAGAGGGAAUCAGAUUUAAAUGGUUUUAAAAGUAAUGUAAGUCAUUCUGACAAAGAAUCAUUUAUCUGCUCUGAGUGUGGAAAAACAUUUGGCCACAAGACAAAUCUGAAGAGACACAUGAGAUGUCACACAGGAGAAAAACCAUUCAACUGCUCAUUCUGUAAUAAAAGUUUCAACCGGAGGGAACACUUGAUCGCUCACAUGAGAUGUCAUUCAGGAGAAAAACCUUUUGUCUGCUCAGUUUGUAACACCAGUUUCAGUCAUGGUUGGUCAUUGGACAAACACAUGAGAGUCCAUACUGGAGAGAAACCCUUCUGUUGCUCACUUUGCAGUAAAAGAUUCAGGCAGCGUUCAGAUUUGGUGGCACACUUUCGAAUUCACACAGGAGAAAAACCUUUUUCCUGCUCGGUCUGUAACACGAGUUUCACUCAGCGCCACACUCUGGUUCAGCACAUAAGAACACAUACUGGGGUGAAACCUUUUAUUUGUUCAGUUUGUGGUAAAAGAUUUUCACGAAAGGGACAUAUGACAAGACACAUGACGGCUCACACUGGGGAGAAACCGUUCAGCUGCAGUGUUUGUGACACUAGAUUCACUUGGCAGUCACAGUUUAAAAGACAUGAGUGUGCUGGAGAGAGCAGCGGUGCUAAAUGA